AUGACUCCUGUAAGUACUGAUACUCCAACAACUCGUCGACGUGUGUCAAUGAAAUUUGCAAAAUCUUGGGCAGAAGUGGUAAAAUUAGGUGUUGCAAGACCACAAUCGAAGACUGUUAAAAAAAGAGUCCAAAAAGGAAGAUCACUGAAGAAGAUAACCCAAUCACCAAAGACUCCAGAAAGAAAAAUAAAAGGUCAUUUUAGUACAGGUCAUGCAGAGUCACCUGCUACAAUAGUUGUAGGUAGAGCUUAUUCCACCACAGUAAGAAUGGCUGGACAGGUCCCUAAAGUGGUAAAAAAUCCUAUCCUGAAGCUAAACAUGAACAUGGAUGAAAGCUUCACAGGAAUGAAUGAAAUGUUUCAAACUCCAGAAAAUAAGAGUGGAAAAACAUUACCUUUGGCCACUGUUCAGAAGACUGAUUUUACACCAACGUGUACUGCAGUGGAAAUUUCUGAAUUGCACACUCCUGAAGAAUCUGGAGAGAUGAUGGUGUCACCAUUAAAUAGUUCAGAUGCUUCAGAACAGAAACAAGAUAGUCCAGGCGUUUGUCGCUUUCUGAGAGAGGAAUCUCUAAAGUCUAUGUUUGAUGCGAUUUCCACGAAAACUCCUGAAAAAAGAAAAGCUGUGCUGGAAGAAAACAUUAGUGUGGAUAGUUUGUCAAUAAUUCCAGAAAAACAUGCAUCUCGGGUGAAAUCAGGAAGUAAAAGGGGGACUCCAAAGAAGAAGUUGAAGCCAGUUGAGGUCGUGUCAGGCAUCAAGCAGCUUUUAAGGACCCCAGAGCAAAGGUCAGAACCAGUAGAGGCCUUGUCAGGCAUCAAGCAGCUCAUGAAGACCCCAAAGCAGAAGUCUGAGCCUGUAGAGGCUUUGUCAGGCAUCAAGCAGCUCAUGAAGACCCCAAAGCAGAAGUUGGAGCCUGUAGAGGCUUUGUCAGGCAUCAAGCAGCUCAUGAAGACCCCGAAGCAGAAGUUGGAGCCUGUAGAGGCUUUGUCAGGCAUCAAGCAGAUCAUGGAGACCCCGAAGCAGAAGUUGGAGCCUGUAGAGGCUUUGUCAGGCAUCAAGCAGCUCAUGAAGACCCCGAAGCAGAAGUUGGAGCCUGUAGAGGCUUUGUCAGGCAUCAAGCAGCUCAUGAAGACCCCGAAGCAGAAGUUGGAGCCUGUAGAGGCUUUGUCAGGCAUCAAGCAGAUCAUGGAGACCCCGAAGCAGAAGUUGGAGCCUGUAGAGGCUUUGUCAGGCAUCAAGCAGCUCAUGAAGACCCCGAAGCAGAAGUUGGAGCCUGUAGAGGCUUUGUCAGGCAUCAAGCAGCUCAUGAAGACCCCGAAGCAGAAGUUGGAGCCUGUAGAGGCUUUGUCAGGCAUCAAGCAGAUCAUGGAGACCCCGAAGCAGAAGUUGGAGCCUGUAGAGGCUUUGUCAGGCAUCAAGCAGCUCAUGAAGACCCCGAAGCAGAAGUUGGAGCCUGUAGAGGCUUUGUCAGGCAUCAAGCAGCUCAUGAAGACCCCGAAGCAGAAGUUGGAGCCUGUAGAGGCUUUGUCAGGCAUCAAGCAGAUCAUGGAGACCCCGAAGCAGAAGUUGGAGCCUGUAGAGGCUUUGUCAGGCAUCAAGCAGCUCAUGAAGACCCCGAAGCAGAAGUUGGAGCCUGUAGAGGCUUUGUCAGGCAUCAAGCAGAUCAUGGAGACCCCGAAGCAGAAGUUGGAGCCUGUAGAGGCUUUGUCAGGCAUCAAGCAGCUCAUGCAGACCCCGAAGCAGAAGUUGGAGCCUGUAGAGGCUUUGUCAGGCAUCAAGCAGCUCAUGAGGACCCCACAGCAGAAGCCAGAGCCAGUUGAGGUCCUGUCAGGUAUCAAGCUGCUCUUGAGGACCCCACAGCAAGAGUUGGAACCUAUUACAGAUGAAAUUGCCUUUAAAAGAUUGCUGAAGACUCCAGUACAACAAAGGGAAGCAGUAAAAGAUGUGGCAGGGGUUACUUUAAUCAAGAAAACUCCAAAGCUGAAAUAUCAACCAGUAGAAGACAUGAUUGGGGUCAGCCGUAUUUUCAAGACACCAAAGGAAAAAGUUGAACCCAUAGAAGAUAUGUUUGGUAUUAGCAGACUACUGAAGACUCCAAGAGAGAAGCAUCAACCAGUUGAUGAUUUUGUGGGUCUGCAAAGGCUUAUGGCAGAACCCAGGCAGAAAUGUUCUGAUUUUGAAGUGGACUAUGUUGGAGUUACGGAAAUGUUUGAUAUACCAGAGGAAAUUAAGGUCAGAUCAGUAAAUGUUACGGAUUCUAAGCAAGAAGAUACUGCACCUCCUUGUACUAAUUCUGGUCAUAAAUAUGAAGACAAAGGAAAUAUUUCACAAGGUGAAGAUUCUCAACAGAAGGAAUCAACUAGUGAAGACCAGUCUACCCAGAGACCAACAAGGGCCAGAUCACGGAAAACAAUACAUCCUGCUUCAACAAAGCAGUGUGAAAAGGAUUUGAAUUUAAAAGAAUUGCAAGGUCUGGAAAAAAAGAGCACCCAAGAGGAGAUGGGAGAGAUCAGUACUUCAACUUCAGUAGCUAAAAAGGAAGGAAGAGGAAGGAGAACAAACUGUUGCACACAAGAAGAAAUUGUUUCAAAGCACCCUGAUCAGGAAAAAGUUGAAACUGUUUCAUUUGUGGAACCACAUGGAGCUACUCAAAGACCAGAAAGAGGUAAAAGGAAAGAACCGAAGGAGUUAAAACAUCCAAGUGAGAAUCUUGAGUCUUGUGGCAAAGGUUCUUCAGUGCUAGGAAAAGAACCUGCAAAUAUGAAACAGACUUUGCAGGAGUGUGGCAUCAAUGACAUAUUAGAAACUGAAGAUGAUCCAACCAUAAAGAUAGUAAGUGUAUCUAGUUGCAUUCAAAAUGAAAAUUGUCAACUGCAAACAGGUUUAAAAAAAAAUGAAAACAAAUCUAAUGAAGGUGGUGUAGAAGACAGCGAAGAAAUGCUUCUGUCACCAGGGAAGAGGUCUAGGAGGGUAAAAAAAGUAGAAAACACAGAACCACUGAUUCCACCCAAAAGAGGAAGAAGAGCUAGAAAUGACCAAGUUAAACAAGCUUCUUCAGAGGACCUUCAUGGGACAGCAAGGAAGCUUCGCAAAGACCCAUCAGCAAAGAUGAUACAAAGAGAUGAACAGACUUUUGACAAAGAUACUGAGACUGCCACAGCAGAAGAAUCUGAAAACGGAACUAAACUUGAAGUAAAGAUAAUAGAGAAAAGAGUUAAGUCUUUAAGAAGUGCUAGAAAACACUCAACUGAAGUAAAAGCAGACAUUUGCAGCAUGGCACUUGGAAAUAUAGAAAACAUUCAGAAAACUGAGGAAACUUCAGCUGAAACUCAUACUGAAACACAAUCACACAUCAAAAAUGAGAUUAAAGUAUCUCAGGGAGAUGAAACAGAAAAUGCUGAGGAAAAUACAACAGAGGCAUCUCAAAGAUUAAAGGCAGAUUCACCUUCUGGAGAGACAAACAAAAUGCCAGUUACUGCUCUGAACUUGGAAGCAAACAGAAGUGCAGUACAAGAAACAAUCAGAACUAGGAACAGGAGAGGCAAAAAUGACUCUCUGGAGAAAAGGACUGAUGAAUUUGCCAAAGAUGUAAACAACCCAGAACUAAUUACUCCCAAAUUUAAGUCAGAAACAGAAAUGGACAAAUCUCUCAAAGAUUCUUUGAGCUCUGUUUGUAUCAAGAAUACAUACCAAGUCACGAAGGACCAUAACAACCCAGCUGGCACAUCAAUACCUGCUGCAAACAGUGACAGUCUUGCUCAUAGCCAUCAAAAGCGGACAAGAAAUGAACGGGGAAUACUUAAACCAAAGCAAACUGAAAUCCUGGAAGAGAAUCAAGCACAAAACAAUGGAACUGCAUGUAGAAGGGGUAGAGGUAGACAAGUUAAUUUUGAACUUGAAGAAGCUAGUUCCAAAGUGGUUGUAGGAAAAAGGAGUUUACCUGGGGAUGACAAAGGAAUGACUUACAAAGAUGGUCAACAUGAGACUUCAGAAAAUCCUUCUUCACAAGUAAGGAGGAGCAGAAGAAAGCAAGUUGGUUCCAUGCCACAAAUAGCUUGUUCUACCUUUAUGGAAAAACAAACAUUAACUGCAGAUCAUAGUAAAGAUGAGGCUUCUGUAAAGGAGCAAGAUUCAGCUUUGGAAGCUACUCCCUCUUCAACAGAAGACAAGCCGCUGAGACGAGGGAAAAGACGAGAGGUUGCUGCAGCAUCACAAACAUCUAGAUCUCUUUCUAUCAGAAAAAGACGUGGGUUGCUAGAAGGUGAUGAUAAAAAGAUGACUGUGAGAGAAGAUCAAAAUCUAGCUUUAGGAAAUAAAACUUUGCAGGCAAAAGCAAAUGCAUCAGCAAGGGACAAAAGGAAAAAGAUGGAUCUAGCAGCAGAGGCAAAAAGUUCGUCUUCUCUUCAGAGAAAAUGUGGCUUGUCAGAAACUGAUGAUAAAGAGGAGAGUAUUAAUGAACAAAAUAUGCCUUUGGAAACAGUGUCCUGUGUGAAAGAGAAGCCAUUAGGAAGGGGCAGAAGGAAAGAAACUGCUCUGGCAUCACACACAACUGAUUACAUUUCUCUUAGAGGAAAACGUGGUUUGCCAGCAGAUAAUGGUAGGGAAGAAGCUCCAAAAGAAGAUCAAAAUGUUCCAUUAGAAACUUUUGAUUCACCUGUAAAAGAAAACCAACUAAGAAAAGGCAGAAAGAAAGAAAUUGCCCUCUUGUUAGGAGCCACAAAUUGUACUUCUAUUCAGCGAAAACGGGGCUUAUCAAAAGAAAGUGGUAGAAAGAGUAAUUAUGGGGAAACAAAAAAGCUGAUUUUGGAAAAUUCUGCUUCCCAAGAAAAAAUGGAUCUUUCAAAAGGGAACUCGAGGCAAACAGUCACUUCACUGUCUCUUAGUUCUACCUCACUUCAAGGUUUGCCAGAAGAUGGUAAGAAUGAAACUCCUGAAGAACAACAGAGUGUACUUCUGCAAGUAGCUCCAUCUGAAAAAGAAAAUCCAUCAAGAGUGGGCAGAAAGAAAACGAUUGCUUCCAAAUCUGAAGAAACUAGUUCCACUUUUCUCAGGCAAAAACCUGGCUUGCCCAAAGAUAGAGGCCAAAAGAGGAUUCUUAAAGAAGGAUUUGAAGAUCAGCAGUCUAUGCACUUCGUUCUCAGAAGGAACAGAAACAGUGAUUUGGAGUAA
Pygoscelis adeliae (Adelie penguin) is the source of this 5169-nucleotide messenger RNA. Its product is annotated as antigen KI-67-like. NCBI's taxonomy places the organism in Eukaryota, Metazoa, Chordata, Aves, Sphenisciformes, Spheniscidae. The record is from RefSeq and is a predicted model, not a curated record. Gene Ontology annotation, biological process: regulation of mitotic nuclear division; regulation of chromosome segregation. Gene Ontology annotation, cellular component: chromosome; nucleus. Bases 1 to 5169 code for a protein of 1722 amino acids. The transcript is spliced from 8 exons.